Messenger RNA from Paramisgurnus dabryanus, 3340 nucleotides. RefSeq names its product component of oligomeric golgi complex 2 (gene cog2). NCBI's taxonomy places the organism in Eukaryota, Metazoa, Chordata, Actinopteri, Cypriniformes, Cobitidae. Gene Ontology annotation, cellular component: membrane; COG complex. The record is from RefSeq and is a predicted model, not a curated record. Gene Ontology annotation, biological process: protein transport; Golgi organization; intra-Golgi vesicle-mediated transport.
ACUUGUUUAAUGUAUAAUGCUUUUUGACAAUAUUUUAAUUAAACACACUCAUUCCAAAACAGCUAGGUAGUUUGCACUACCGCUAGUAACCAGUUGGGGCGCUAUUCAGAAAACCCUCUCUCAGAGAAUGAAGAGCGUGCAUUCUUCAUUUAUCGUUGGCGUGUGCCAUGUUUGCGGAAGUUAAAGCGAUUAUUGUCAUUUUAACGAAAUGUAGAUAAUAUUCACAUUUACAGAUUAUAUUGUAGCUCAUAUUAAACAACAAUGAUGACAUUACCAAAGGGACCGGACUCUUUGUGCUUUGACAAAGACGAAUUUAUGAAGGAUGACUUCGACGUGGACAAAUUUGUGGCAGAUUGCAGAAAGCGCGUCCAGCUGGAGGAGAUGCGUGAAGAUCUGGAGCAAUAUUAUAGGCUUCUCAAAACAGCAAUGGUCGAGCUCAUCAAUAAAGACUAUGCAGAUUUUGUUAACCUUUCCACCAAUCUCGUUGGAAUGGAUAAAGCCCUAAAUCAGCUGUCUGUACCUCUUGGCCAGUUACGUGAAGAGGUGCUGAGUUUGAAAUCAUCAGUGAAUGAAGUUAUUGAAGCUAUAGACGUACAGUUAACCAAGCAAGAUGAUAUUCAUAAAAAGAAGAUUUGUGUAAUGAGACUCAUCCAAGUUGUAAGAUCUGUAGAGAAGAUUGAGAAAAUUCUUCACCAAAACACCAAAGAUACAACAUCCCUAGAAACCAGCAGUCCCCUUCUGGCAGGUCAGAUUCUAGAGCGAAUCGCCACAGAGUUUAACCAGUUACAGUUUCAUGCCGUCCAGAGCAAAGGAAUGCCACUGCUUGAUAAAGUUCGCCCGAGAAUAGCUGGAAUCACUGCUAUGCUUCAGCAGUCUCUGGAGGGCUUACUGAUCCAAGGUCUGCAGACGUCAAAUGUAGACAUUGUGCGGCAUUGCCUCAGAACAUAUGCUACCAUUGAUAAAACUAGGGAUGCAGAGGCACUGGUUGGACAAGUCCUAGUCAAACCAUACAUGGAUGAGGUUAUUGUUGAACAAUUUGUUAAGUCCAACCCUAAUGGUUUAAAGAUAAUGUACACAAAGUUGUUGGAGUUUGUGCCUCACCAUUGUAGACUUCUACGAGAGGUGACUGGUGGGACUAUCUCUAGUGAUAAAGCUGAUAUUGUCCCAGGAUAUGACUUUCUGGUGAAUUCUGUCUGGCCUGAAAUCAUUAAAGGUAUUGAAGAAAGGCUCCCUUCCCUUUUUAACCCUGGAAACCCAGAUGCAUUUUAUGAGAGAUACGUUGUCAGUAUGGAUUUUGUACGUAAGUUCGAGAGGCAGUGCGGUUCUCAGGCCAGUGUGAAGAGACUGCGUGGACAUUCCUGCUACCAGAGCUUCCAGAACAAGUGGAACCUGCCAGUGUACUUCCAGCUACGGUUCAAGGAGAUUGCAGGAAGUCUAGAAAAUGCCAUUGCGGAUGGACUGGUGGCAGCUCCAGUGGAGAGCCGCUACCAUCUGCAGGUGACUGAGGUGUUAUGGAGCUGUUUGUGCAGGUGCUGGGCUGAACAGGUGUACCUGACUCCACUCGCUCAUCGAUUUUGGAAGCUAACACUGCAGCUGCUUUCUAGAUAUGCCACUUUCCUCACAGAGGUCCUAACAAAAACAUCUCCUCCAGAGAAUAGCAAAGAUUCAGUAAGACCGCUCCCAAGCUCCGCCUCUUCCACAUCCAGCCGAACAUCUCAGGAUGCAGACAGUGAGAACUCGGGCCCAACUGCCCUGUCUACCAAGCAGCUCGUCUAUAUUGCAGGCGAUGUUGAUAAGUUACAAAGGGAGAUUCCAGACAUCACUGAGAUGAUCAGGGUAAAAUUGGAGGCUAUUGGAUUCCAAAAUUUUGCAGUGGUUUCAGAAGCGUUGCAGGACUCCAAGAGCUCCCUGUCUAGCUGUAUUCCCCCACUGAACAGCAGAAUGACUCGGCAUCUCACUGAGAGAAGCAUUCGCUUCCUGAAAAACGCUUCCGAAGUUCCACGACUUUAUCGGCGAACCAACAAGGAGGUGCCCACCAGAGCCUCUGCAUAUAUGGACAAUGCCCUUCAGCCACUCCAUCAGCUGGUCACUGACUCCAAAAAUGUGGUAACAGACUCCAUCAUCCAGGAGUGGCUCCGCAUCACACUGUCAGAUUGCACCCAGAGAUAUUAUGAGACUAUAUCUGACGUACUAAGCUCGGUGAGGAAGAUGGAGGAAUCUCUAAAGAGACUGAAGCAGGCUAGGAAGACCACCACCACCAGCACUGUGGGUGUCAAUGCAGGGCCAUCAGAUGACAGUAAAAUCCGCCUGCAGUUGGCUUUGGAUGUGGAAUACCUUGGAGAACAGAUUCAGAAGAUGGGUCUCAAGCCAAGUGAGAUCACCAUGUUCUCUUCUCUGCUGGAACUCGUACAGGAAGCAAGAGAUCUCACCUCAGCAGAGCAGACAGGGUCCUAAACCAGAAUGAUCAAAAGUAGGGUCCAAAUUGUCUUGUCUUGGAGGUUUAAGACAAAAACCUUCAGAAUGCGUAUGCUCUGAAAGAUUAAGAACCGGUAAAUGCUUGGCUCAGCGUCUGUUCCAGGAACAGUUCUAUGGAGUCCUGAUGUUGAAGUUCUUAUAUUUCUGAGCCAAACACUCAACUGUUAUAAUAAUAAUAAUAAUACUUAUAAUUAUAGCAGUAACAUGUUUAGGAGCACACUAAAAUUAUUUGUGAUUUACUAUUUGUAAAGUUAUUCACAACUGUAUGUAAGAAUAUGGCUGGGAAAGUCUUAUUUAAUGGUUUAAAGGAGUAACUAUGUACCACAUUUGCACUGAUGCUGUUGUGUCUUGUCAUACGUGCGUACAUCUAAUGAUUUUAGAUGAUGGGGUGUUUUGACUUGAGUUGUGUCUGUCUUAAAUUGAUUUCCAAGAACAUUUGGUGAAUUGCCAAGUUGCAUAAACUGGUUAAAUGCAGAAGAGGUCACUUGCUCAAAUUACUUCUGUCUUUUAAAUCAAAUUGGGUACUGGAGUUUACUUGCUUGUCUGGUGAAGAAUGGGACUUUUUUAUUUGAAAUAAUAAAAUACACAUACAUUUGGAAUGACAUGAGCCAUUUGUGUGUAUGCAUUAGAGUUAAUAUGUUACAAAAGGGCCUUGUAGAAUGUUUGGUACAGGUCAGUAACCAAAAAACUAGAUGUGUCAAAGUUUCAUUGUUUCAAAUAAUUUAGGUGUAUUUAUAUUAUUUCAGUUGCUUUUAUUAACAGUAUAACUGGUUAACUCUUUGUUGAAAAAAUAAUUAUGGGUAAAAUUAGCUUAAUUUAACCAAAAUCGUUUUUUGAUAAAUAUUAAAAGUUUAUUUGUUUCAAA